Molecule: messenger RNA, 1110 nt
Organism: Anopheles maculipalpis
Lineage: Eukaryota; Metazoa; Arthropoda; Insecta; Diptera; Culicidae
Product: probable methyltransferase-like protein 15 homolog
Exons: 1
Coding region: 1-1110 (369 amino acids)
Biological process (GO): rRNA base methylation
Molecular function (GO): rRNA (cytosine-N4-)-methyltransferase activity
Source: RefSeq, a predicted model, not a curated record
AUGUUGUGGCACAGCUUACGUAGUGUAGUUAGGUUAAACGUAUUAGAGAGAUGUUAUUCGACUGCCAGCAGCAGCAACAAAGCAACAACACUUCAUCGUGCAGUGAUGGCCGCAGAAAUGGUGAAAUUUUUCGAACCCCAGCGCGAGCAGGUGUUCAUCGAUAUGACUUUCGGUGCCGGUGGUCACACACGAGCACUACUAGAAGCAGCACCCGGAUCGACGGUUAUCGCCCUGGACCGUGAUCCAUUGGCUUAUCGGCUGGCUUGUGAAAUGGCUGAUCAGUUUCCCGGCCGUAUCGUACCGUUGCUGGGUAGGUUUUCCGAACUUCCGGCACUCCUGCGCACAGUCGAAGGUUACGACCGGCAGCGCUACUUUAACGGUAUUCUGUUCGAUUUCGGUUGCUCAUCGAUGCAGUUCGAUGAAGCGUCCCGUGGAUUCUCGCUGUCACGCGAUGGUCCACUCGAUAUGCGCAUGGAUAGUGACCGUUAUCCGGAGCAACUGUCUGCGGCCGAUGUGCUGGCUCGCAUACAGGAACCGGAUCUGGUACGCAUCCUGAAGGUUUACGGUGAGGAAAAGCAGGCCAAAAAGAUUGCUCGAGCAAUUGUAAACGCACGCUUCACGGUGAAGCGUAUCGAAACGACGGCCGAACUAGCGAGCAUCGUGGCGCACUGCUUAAGUCAGCCGGAAUCCGGCCCAGCAAUCGAUUUCCGCCAGGAUAAACUACGCCGGCCAGCGCACGUAGCUACGAAAACAUUUCAAGCGCUGCGAAUCUUCGUCAACAACGAGCUGAACGAAAUUAAUUAUGGGAUGGUGCUGGCAAAACACUUACUACGGACCGGCGGAAAGCUGGUUACGAUCACGUUUCACUCGCUGGAGGAUACGAUUGUGAAGCGGCAUCUGACCGGGCACGUAGUGGAUGACGUUGCCAGCAAGGUUCCGUUGCAGUACAUAAGCCACACGCUGGCACACGAAACGGACACGAUGCAGGAGAUGAUGCGCCCGAACUGGAAGCAGAUCAAUAAGCAUGUGCUGGUGCCAACGGACACUGAAGUGGCUGAAAAUCCGAGAAGUCGUUCCGCGAAGUUAAGGGCCGCCGUACGAUUGAGUUAA